ACUAUAACCCACGUUUUUCUCAUUGUCAAAAUUCCGAUUUGAAAUCAGAAAUUUCUUCGCUUAGUAUCUGCAGUCAUGUCCGGGAAUUCCACCAGUAAACCAAUUCCGGUAACAGGCGGGGCAAACGAAUCAAAGCAUCAACCUUGUUCUGGACAGGAUCAUCCAGUUGACUCGGGCAGCAACGUUGAAUCGAUUACAAACUCAGACAUACCUGCUUCUGUACAACGUAAGAUCAGUCAACCAAUGUCUCCCUUGUCACUAUCUGCAAACACUCCGCCUAGUUAUAUUAAACUUGCUUCAUCUUCUUUAUCUGCACAGACUGCUCAACCAUUACCUUCCCCAGCCACAGAAAGAGCCAUUGCUUCCAUUACUCCAAUGUUGGAAGGUUUUGCUCCAAAAACAAGUGCUGAAGAAAGUCAAAGUGGAGUAGCUGCACAACUUGGCUCCCCCACUGAAUAUGCCCUUACUCCAGAUGCACUCAAGGCUCAUGAACAAAGAUCCUCCACUGAUUCAAGAUCUGCCUCUCAUGGAACUAUUCAUAUGGAUGCAAGUUCAACGUCUUCCAUCUUGAAGAAAACAAUUUCAAACUCAUCUACUGGUUCAAGAAAAUCUAUUUCUAUUUCAAAGGAUACAGAGGGUCCUCGUCUCCCCAAGAUCGGGAAAAUUGGUGUUUGUGCCAUGGAUGCCAAGGUUAUGUCAAAACCAUGUCGUCGUAUUCUUAACCGUUUGAUCGAAAAUGGGGAGUUUGAAACUGUCAUUUUUGGUGAUAAAGUCAUAUUGGAUGAAGCCAUUGAAAAUUGGCCAACUUGUGACUUUUUGGUCAGUUUCUUUUCCAAUGGAUUCCCCUUGGAAAAGGCAAUCCGUUAUGUCAACCUUCGUAAGCCAUACAUGAUUAAUGAUUUAGUAAUGCAAAAGGCCUUAUGGGAUAGAAGAUUGGUUUUAUCCAUCUUAAAUUUUGCUGAAGUGCCAUCUCCGGAUAGACUUGAAAUUAGUCGUGAUGGUGGACCAAAUAUUGAUGAAGUACUCAUGGGCAAAUUGAAAGAAUCUGGGGUUACUCAAGAACAUUUGAACACUUUGAUAAACCAACCUGAACCUGAAUGGAAAAUGCUUGAUGAAGAUACCUUAUGGGUGGACGGUAAGAUUUUGCAAAAGCCAUAUGUUGAAAAGCCAGUCGAUGGAGAAGAUCACAACGUUUACAUAUAUUACCCGAAGGAAACUGGUGGUGGUGGACGUCGUUUGUUCCGAAAGAUUGGUAACAAGUCUUCUGAGUUUGAUCCUGAAUUGUCCACUCCUCGUACUGAAGGUUCAUUCAUCUAUGAAAAAUUUAUGGAUACUGACAACUUUGAAGAUGUUAAAGCAUAUACUGUGGGGCCAACAUUCUGUCAUGCGGAAACUCGUAAAUCCCCUGUGGUUGAUGGGAUUGUUAGACGUAACACCCAUGGUAAGGAAAUUAGAUUCAUUACUCCUCUUAGUGAAAAGGAAACUGUAAUGGCCCAAAAGGUGAGUGCUAUUUUCCAGCAAGUUAUUUGUGGGUUUGAUUUAUUACGAGUUAAUGGAAAUUCAUAUGUCAUUGAUGUUAAUGGUUUUUCAUUCGUCAAGGAUAAUAACGAUUAUUAUGAUUCAUGUGCCUCUAUCUUGAGAAACUUAUUCAUCGAAGCCAAGAAAUCCCGUGAUUUAUUAAAGACCAAGAUUCCUCGUCUGUCUCAACUUCAUAAGGAUAGAUUUGAAGAAAAGCAGCAGAAAUGGGUCUUUAAAGGUAUGGUAUCGGUUAUUAGACAUGCUGAUCGUACCCCUAAGCAAAAGUUCAAGUACUCUUUCAAAUCUCCUUUGUUUAUUUCAUUACUUAAGGGACACAAAGAAGAAGUCAUCAUUAGAGCUGUUCCUGAUUUACAAGUUGUGUUGGAAACGGUUAAAGUUGCCCAAGAUAAAAACUUGGAAGAUCUUAAGAAAUUGGCACAACUUCGUAUGGCUUUAGAAAAGAAAAUGAAUUUCCCAGGUACAAAAGUUCAACUUAAGCCUGCUUUGAAUAAGGAAAAUUCGGAUAUUGUUGACAAGGUUCAAUUAAUUUUAAAAUGGGGUGGUGAACCAACCCAUUCUGCCAAGUUCCAAUCUCAUGAUGUUGGUGAACAAAUGAGACAAAAUAUUAAGUUAUUAAAUCGUGAAGCUUUGAAAGAUGUGAAAGUUUUCACAUCUUCUGAAAGAAGAGUUAUUGCAAGUGCUCAAUUGUCUACUAUGGCUCUUUUGGGUCUUGAUAAAGAAGAUGAACAAUUACCUGAUGAUUUCUUGAUCAUUAGAAAGGAUUUACUUGAUGAUUCUAACGCCGCAAAGGACCUUAUGGAUAAGGUGAAAAAGAAACUUAAACCACUUUUGAGACAAGGUGCUGAAGCUCCACCUCAAUUCACUUGGCCACCAAAGAUGCCUCAACCAUUCGUUGUUAUCAAGCGUGUGUGUGAGCUCAUGACAUAUCAUAAGCAAAUCAUGGAAUACAACUUUGAAAAUAAGGAUGUAUUGUCAUUUCAAAAGAAUUGGUGUUGUGGAGAAGAUCCAUUACUCUUUAGAGAAAGAUGGGAUAAGUUAUUCCAAGAAUUUACUACUGUGGAAAAGACUCAUCCUUCAAAGAUUUCUGAAUUGUACGAUACCAUGAAAUAUGAUGCGUUACAUAAUAGACAAUUCUUACAAAGAAUCUUUUCUUUUGAUCCUGAUGACAAUCUUUUGUUGGCUAAACUUAGUGAAUCAUGUGGUAGCACCAUUAAUUCAUCUGGCUUGGUAAGUGAAUACCCAAUCAAUAUUUUGGCUAUGAAUAACUUUAAGAUUCCUAAUGAAAGCAGUGGCGAUAAUGGUACGACAUCGGGAUUAAAUUCUGGAAAUACAUCUAGUAGUAAUAUUUCCAGCAUUGCCUCAUCUUCUACUCCAGCAUCAGCUGGGUCUUUGGGUUGGGUAUUAAAGGGUGCUACUUCAACUGUGAAUGAUUCUGAUUCCAACAACGAAUCCAACACCAAUAGAAAGACGGGAGACCCUUGUAGUCACAACAAUCCAUUUGAUCAUCCUACAUUUGCUCGUUUGAGAGAAUUGUAUAGGUUAUCUAAAGUGUUGUUUGAUUUCAUUUGUCCACAAGAAUACGGUAUUAAGGAUGAAGAAAAACUUGAUAUUGGUUUGUUGACUUCGUUACCUCUUGCUAAACAGAUUUUAUCUGAUAUUCAAGAUAUGAGAGCUCAUGAUACUGCUGCUGUACUGAAUUAUUUCACUAAGGAAUCUCAUAUUUACACCUUGUUGAAUGUUAUUUAUGAAUCUCAAAUCCCAAUGAAGAUUGCUAGAAAUGCCUUGCCUGAAUUGGAUUAUUUGUCUCAAAUUACUUUUGAGUUGUAUGAAUCUGGCGACACCAACAGUCCAAAUGGUAAACAACAUUCUAUUAGAUUGUCAUUAUCGCCAGGAUGUCACACUCAAGAUCCUUUGGAUGUUCAACUUGAUGAUGACCAUUACAUUGGAUGCAUUCCAAAGAUUAGUUUGACUAGACAUUUGGAUAUCGAUUUAGUCAUUCAAAGAUUGAAAACAAGAUUUUCCAGAGUGUCAUUGCCAAAGAAAUUCACACCUGUUAACAUUUCAAGUCCGCUUGCGGGUGGUUUGUGAUACAGAGGAUGAAUUAAAUUCUUUAGAUUAGAUAGUAUCAUAAUGUAUAUUUCCUCCAAUGAAUCUUAAAAUUAAAUAAAGCCAUUAAC
This is a messenger RNA of [Candida] anglica, 3716 nucleotides long. The record is from the annotation of a GenBank genome assembly. Lineage: Eukaryota; Fungi; Ascomycota; Pichiomycetes; Serinales; Debaryomycetaceae.